AACUUAAAAAAUCCUAAUUUUAUUAACUGUUGAAACUAGGGAAUCCCCUAAAAUUGAAUAGCAUAUUUAUUUAUAUAUUGGUAGAAGUGACAGAUGAACUACAAUUUCCAGAACGCUUAAACGAUUUAAAUAAAUACUCGAGGCCGAACCUGUUAGUGUUCAUCCUUCUUCUGAUAACAGAGAACAACUUCCUCCAGUAGCUGGUAAAAUUAAUGGUCGCCAAAGGAGAUUUAAUAGAGAUGUCGCAAAAAUAUUUGCAUGUAGUAUUACUGAUGUGGGGUGUUGUACUUGUCGAGGGUAUAAAAGUGCCGGUUGAUUUUAAAUUUGGAACUGCGACUGCCUCUUAUCAGGUCGAAGGCGGUUGGAAUGCAAGUGGUAAAGGUGAAAACAUUUGGGACCGUCUAACUCACACGCACCCCGAACUAAUCACAGAUCAUUCCACCGGCGAUAUAUCUUGCGACUCCUACAACAAAUGGAAAGAAGACGUUCAAAUACUGAAAAAAGUAGGCGUCGACUUCUAUCGUUUCUCCUUAUCUUGGUCUAGAAUCCUACCAACAGGUUUUACUAACAAAAUCAACCCUGAUGGCCUUCGUUACUACAAUGAUCUUAUUAACGAACUUCUCAAAAACAACAUCGAACCAAUGGUGACGAUUUAUCACUGGGAUUUACCUCAACCCAUUCAAGAUCUGGGCGGAUGGACGAAUGCGCAAACGGCUGUUUACUUAGAAGACUUCGCUAGAGUGGUUUUCGAUAAUUUCGGAGACAGAGUCAAGAAGUGGAUUACCAUAAACGAGCCUGCGAGCAUUUGUGAAGGGGUUUAUGGAAAUUCCGACGGUGCUCCAGAUGUAAAGUCGCCUGGAAUUGGGGAUUAUUUAUGUGGAAAAAGUAUUUUGUUGGCCCACGCCCGUAUCUAUCAUUUGUACAAUAGUAAAUACAGAUCAGAACAAAAAGGCAAAGUUGGUAUAACUAUAGAUUCUAUUUGGGCUGAACCUAAAACAAACUCAAGUGUUGAUAUUGCUGCAGCCGAAAGAGAAAUGCAAAUGGGAUUGGGCUGGUGGAUGAAUCCCAUAUUUACAAAAAAUGGAGAUUAUCCAUUAGUGAUGAAAUCUAGAAUUGGUAGUAUAAGCAAGGUUGAAAAUUUUUCCGAAUCAAGACUAGUACCUUUGUAUAAAAAGGAUAUCAAGUUUAUUAGAGGAACUGCCGAUUUUUUGGGUUUGAAUCACUACCACACCUGGUUAGUCAGCAAUCAUGAAUAUCCAGUUGAUGCACCAACAUCUUAUAAUAAAGACAAAGGCACAGCAAUGGAGAAGGAUCCUAACUGGAAACCCUCUCCGACCAUUGUUCCGUGGGGUUUGAGAAAGUUACUUAAUUGGGUUAAGAAGGAAUAUGACAAUCCUUUGGUUUACAUCACUGAAACAGGUUAUCCAGAUGGUGGCAACAUGAAUGAUGUUGACAGGGCUACUUAUAUUAAAACUUACGCAGCGGCAGCUGUUCAAGCUGUAACAAUUGAUGGUUGUAAUGUUAAAGGUUUUACUGUUUGGAGUAUAAUGGACAAUAUGGAGUGGCGUGCAGGCUAUACAGUUAAAUUUGGAAUAUAUCAUGUUGAUUUUAAUAGUCCAAAUAGGACUAGGACUGCGAAGCUAUCGGCAAAAACAUAUACAGAUAUUAUUAAAAGAAGGAGCAUUCCAGAUAACUAAUAUUGAUAUUUAAACUAAUAAAUUUCAAUAAUUUUUGUUUGACAAUAUAAUAUAAAUAAAUUUAUUUGAAACAA
Molecule: messenger RNA, 1771 nt
Organism: Aethina tumida (small hive beetle)
Lineage: Eukaryota; Metazoa; Arthropoda; Insecta; Coleoptera; Nitidulidae
Product: myrosinase 1
Exons: 7
Coding region: 213-1697 (494 amino acids)
Biological process (GO): carbohydrate metabolic process
Molecular function (GO): beta-glucosidase activity
Source: RefSeq, a predicted model, not a curated record